Messenger RNA from Scedosporium apiospermum, 1902 nucleotides. Its product is annotated as putative NADPH reductase TAH18. NCBI's taxonomy places the organism in Eukaryota, Fungi, Ascomycota, Sordariomycetes, Microascales, Microascaceae. Gene Ontology annotation, molecular function: FMN binding; NADPH-hemoprotein reductase activity; flavin adenine dinucleotide binding. Gene Ontology annotation, cellular component: cytosol. The transcript is spliced from 4 exons. The record is from RefSeq and is a predicted model, not a curated record. Bases 1 to 1902 code for a protein of 633 amino acids.
AUGAGCGCCGGAAUCCCCAAUGAGUCGGAGUCGCCCCCGAACCGGACAAUACUCAUUCUAUAUGGGUCCGAAACCGGAAACAGCCAGGAAAUCGCGGAAGAUCUCGACAAAUGCGUUCAGCGGUUACAUUUCGAGUCCAGACUCGCAGAGAUGGACAGCGUCCAGCUUAGCACAUUGCUUCAAUACUCCCUUGUUGUAUUUGUGAUCGGGACUACGGGACAGGGCGACGUCCCUAGGAAUGCGACGCUCCUUUGGAAGAAACUGUUACGGAGGAAACUCGCACAUGGGUGUCUCGCGGCCGUGAAAUUUACCACCUUUGGACUUGGCGACAGCUCUUAUCCCAAAUUCAACUGGGCCGCGAGGAAGCUCGUUCGCCGACUUGAGCAGCUUGGGGCUUUGGAGGUGUUUCCCAGUGGCGAAGCUGAUGAGCGGCAUGCUGAAGGAACCGACGGACUUUACCUUAGAUGGGUUGCGAAGCUUCAGGAGUGGCUCUUAUCAGCAUAUCCUAUCUCGGGGGGGCUGAAGCCGUUGCCAGAGGAGGUGCCACUCCCGCCUCGAUUCGUCCUGCGAUGGGAUUCAACAGAGACCUCGCAUGAUGAUCGUAGCCGUGAACGCAGUCUUCCGGUCGCUGGAGGACGGUUGUUAACCCUCGUAUCAAACGAACGCAUCACUGCCCCAGAGCACUUUCAGGAUGUUCGCCUCUUGAAGUUCGACCUCCCCGAUGAGAAGGACGGCUCAAAAUUAGAGCUCAACCCCGGCGAUACUGUUACGAUAUUCCCGAAGAACACCCCAGAGGAUGCUCAAAAAGUGAUAGACUUUAUGGAAUGGGGAUCUAUAGCCGACACCCCCAUCGACUGGUCCAAGUGCGAAAAACCCACGACGAUGUAUGUGGACGACACCUUCACGCUCCGCGACCUCCUUACCCACAACCUCGACAUCACCGCCGUCCCCAGGCGGAGUUUCCUCCGCAACAUAUCCUACUUCGCCUCCAACCCGGACCACAAAGAGCGACUCCUCGAAUUCACCUCACCGCAAUUCCUCGACGAGUACUACGACUACACCACCCGCCCACGCCGCACCAUCCUCGAAGUCCUCCACGAAUUCGACUCCGUCAAGGUUCCCCCCGAACGCGCGCUGGAUACCUUCCCCUUGAUCCGCGGGCGAGAAUUCAGCAUCGCCAACGCGGGAGACAAGCUCCGCCACCCGACGGACCCGAGUCUCCAGCGCAUCGAACUCAUCGUCGCUCUGGUCCGAUACAAGACCAUCCUCCGUAAAGAACGCCGCGGCCUCUGCUCGCGCUACCUUGAUACCCUCGCCCCGGGCACCAUCAUCCCCACACUACACAAGAAAUCGUUGACGACCCUCGUCGGACCCGCCGUAGACUCGAAACCGCUCGUGGCCGUAGCUACAGGGACCGGAGUAGCCCCCAUCCGCUCCCUCCUCUACCACCGCAACUCCCAAACCCCACAGGCCGAGGACGCGGAAGAAAGCGAGAAUCCCUCCGCCCCACCAGCGGCGCACCUCUUCUUCGGCUUCCGAAACCAAAAGGCAGACUUCCACUUCGCCGAUGAUUGGCCCACCUUCCCCUUCCUAACAAUCCACCCGGCCGAAUCCCGCCCCGCGCCGCCCGAGACGGAGGCGCCGCCGCCGUCCAGUCCCGGGACAAUGGUAAUACGCCGCAGAGGAACCUACGUGCAAGAUCUCGUGAGGAAGGAAGCAUGUACCGUGGCCGACAUGGUUCGUCGCGACGCCGUGUUUCUUAUUUGUGGCGGGUCGCAUAAGAUGGCUGAGGCGGUUAAGGAGGCUGUCCUUUUUGCUAUAGAGACGGAGAUGGGUGUUCGUGACAGUCAAGGGCGGGAUGAGGUAUUUGGUAGGUUGAACUGGGUCCAGGAAAUUUGGUAG